Molecule: messenger RNA, 886 nt
Organism: Hippopotamus amphibius kiboko
Lineage: Eukaryota; Metazoa; Chordata; Mammalia; Artiodactyla; Hippopotamidae
Gene: ALG14
Product: ALG14 UDP-N-acetylglucosaminyltransferase subunit
Exons: 4
Coding region: 41-691 (216 amino acids)
Biological process (GO): dolichol-linked oligosaccharide biosynthetic process
Cellular component (GO): UDP-N-acetylglucosamine transferase complex
Source: RefSeq, a predicted model, not a curated record
ACGGCCGCCGCCAGGGAGCACGCAUGCGUCUUGUCUUUGAAUGGGUGGCGCCCUUAUCCUCGCGGCGGCUGUAGGAGCGGUGGCCGUGCUGCUGGCCGUGCGGCUAUGGGCAGUGCUGCGUCCCCGCGCCGCUGUGCCCCGGCGGUCUCUCAGCCUCUUGGUGGUGGCUGGGUCCGGUGGGCAUACCACUGAGAUCCUGAGGCUGCUUGAGAACUUGUCUGAUGCUUACUCUCCUAGACAUUAUAUCAUUGCUGACACUGAUGAAAUGAGUGCCCAUAAAAUAAAUUCUUUUGAAUUAAAUCGAGCUAAUAGAAAUCGCAGUGCUAUGUUUCCCGAAUACUAUAUUCACCGCAUUCCCAGAAGCCGGGAGGUCCAGCAGCCCUGGCUGUCCACGGUGCUCACCACCUUGUACUCCAUGUGGCUAUCCUUCCCCCUGACUCACCGAGUGAAGCCAGAUUUGGUGUUGUGUAACGGACCAGGAACAUGUGUUCCUGUCUGUAUAUCUGCCCUCCUCCUUGGAAUACUAGGAAUAAAGAAAGUGAUCAUUGUCUACGUUGAAAGCAUCUGCCGAGUGGAACAUUUAUCCCUGUCUGGAAAGAUUCUGUUUCACCUCUCCGAUUACUUCAUUGUUCAGUGGCCGACUCUUAAGGAGAAAUAUCCCAAAUCUGUCUACCUCGGGCGAAUUGUUUGACGAUUGACAACUUACUUCUUUAGAAUUGUGCAGUCAACAAUAUUUACUAUAAAUGGGGAACAAAAGACUACAUGCUUAUUGUAAAAGCUUUUGAGAAUCCUGAGAAUUAUUGGUGGUCAAAAGUAAAGAAAUGUGUAAGUAACCCAGUGAGAAAACUGAAGUUACUCUUAUAAACAUUUAUAAACCAUUAAGUAU